CGCUCAUUUGCCGUUUGUCGUUUGGCGUUCUCUGCGCAGGUCCUGCUUACUUUGAUUACACUUUAAAACUCAGGUAAAUCGCGGCAUUCCAUGACUCAGUCUCGCGUUUGGCAUUUGUUCAGUUCUUUUUCGAAAAGUUCAAACUUUCACUGAAAAACGUUAUCGUGUUGUUAGUCAACUACAGACAAAUUUUAUUUGUUGCUUUAAAUAUUAUUCGCAUUUUUCUAAAAUGGAAAUUGCGGCCGUUAUAGAAGAACCCAAAGACUUUCAAAAUGUGAAAGAAAAUAUUGUGCAAAAUAUGUUAAAUAAUAUUCAAGAGGAAGAAAAUAUACAAAGAUCAGAAUCCCCGGACCUUAUGACAAGAUUAGCCCCAUGUCAGUAUAAUAAUCUUUCAGAAGUAACAGAUAGUCUAAUUUUAACAUCAGCAAGUUCCUUAAAUUCACAAAUUUUGGAAAUGUUUAAUGUAUCCUGUAUAAUAUCCUGCGCUCCAGAGCUACCAGAUCCACCUCAUCGAGAGGACGCCAUUUACCAUAAAAUCGAUAUUAUGGAUUCCGGGUAUUCAAGAAUAUUACCCUAUUUUGACAAGUCUGCAGAUCUUAUUCAACAGGUAUCAAAUUUGGGAGGCAAGACGAUGGUUUACUGCGUAGCAGGAGUCAGUCGUUCAGCCAGUAUCUGCAUAGCAUACCUUAUGAAAUACCACAAACUGUCUUUACUAGAAUCCUACAAUUACGUAAAACUUCGAAGGCCCAGAAUCAAACCCAACUGCGGUUUCUUCAAGCAGCUCAUAGAGUACGAGAAGCAACUGUUCGGUUGUAAUACUGUCCAGAUGGUGUUCAAUGAGUUUGUUCAAAUGGAGAUACCUGAUGUGUAUGAUGCUGAUUAUAGGCCCAUUACUAGUUAUUCUAAAAAGAUAAAAAAUGGAAGGUACUGAGGUAUAUCGUAUUGACUAUGAGGAAUUCGACUGAAAAAUAUGUAUAUAUAGGUACAGAAUAUAAAAAUAACAGACCAGUAUAAUAGGUUUUAUGUUGUAAUUGAAGAAAAAACAUAUUUCAUAGAUAUAUUCGUUUUUGUUUAAAUUGUAGUCAGUAUAAUCGUAAUAGCCCAUAUAAUUAUAUCGGAAUUAUAUAAAUUUUUCAAUUAUGCAAUUUCAUCAAGAUGUAGUUAAUUUCGUAUUCUUUAUUAAUACGAGCAACAAAGUGCAUAUUAAAGAGGGUGUACCAAAAAUACAGGUCAUAAAUUUAAUCACAUAUUCUGGGACCAAAAAUAGUUCGAUUGAACCUAACUUACCUUAGUACAAAUAUGCACAUAAAAAAAGUUACAGCCCUUUGAAGUUACAAAAUAAAAAUUGAUUUUUUCCAAUAUAUCGAAAACUCUUUAAGAUAUUUUACUGAAAAUGGACAUGUGGCAUUUUUAUGGCAGUAGUAUUUAAAAAAAAUUAUAGUGAAUUUUAGACACCCCAUAAAAGUUUUAUGGGGGUUUUGUUCCUUUAAACCCCCCCAAACUUUUGUGUACGUUCCAAUUUAAUUAUUAUUGUAGUACCAUUAGUUAAACACAAUGUUUUAAAAACACUUUUUUGCCUCUUAGUACUUUUUCGAAAAGUCGAGUUUUUAUCGAGAUAUUUUGAAUAUUUGUCAAAUCCACCACAUAUUUGUAUAUGGUUAAGUACGAUUAUGGUAUUAGUAAUAAUAUGAAAAUUUAUUUAUGAUUUACAUUUUUAGGUAUAUUUUGAACCAUAUUAAAAAAGAAGCCACAUCUCGAUAAACGUGCCUUAUCGUAAAAAUACAAAGAGGCAAAAAAGUGUUAAAAACACUGUGUUUAGCUAAUGGUAUCGCAAUAAUAGUUUAAUUGGAACGUACACAAACAUUUGGGGGGUUUAAAGGAACAAAACCCCCAAAAAUUUUUAUGUAAACAUAUUAAAAAAGAAGCCGCAACUCGAUAAAAACUGCCUGAUCGAAAAAAUAUUAAGAGCCAAAAAAGUUUUAAAAAUAUUGAAUUUAACUAAUGGUACCACAAUAAUAAUUUAAUUGGAACGUACACAAAAGUUUGGGGGGUUUAAGGGAACAAAACCCCCAUAAAAUUUUUAUGGGGUGCACAAAUUUCACUAUAAUUUUUUUUAAGAUGUUCCUGCCAUAAGAUUGCCCCAUGCCCAUUUUCGUUAAAAAAUCUCUAAUAGUUUUCGAUAUAUUUGAAAAAAUCCAUUUUUAUUUUGUAACUUCAAAGGGCUGUAACUUUUUUAAUGUGCAUAUUAGUACUAAGGUAAGUUAGGUUUAUUCGAACUAUUUUUGUUCCCAGAAUAUGUGAUUUAAUUUAUGACCUGUAUUUUUGUUACACCCUGUAUAUUAAGUGCGUUCGCAGAGUGGUCAGGGAUUAGUGCCUGACAAUUCCUAACUUGACCUAAUAUAAAUAAUACCGUUUAUUUACUAUUAAUUUAUAUUAAUAAUUAAUUAUAAUAUAUUAUAAUAUAAUAAUAAUAGUCUCCCGUUUUAUACCGCUCACGUGACUUUGGGAGUAUAGCAGGGAAGUCUGCUAUAUCUAGGGCCUACGGUAUACAAAGAAGGUAACAGGGCCAGUGCUAAGCUUCAACCGCCUAUUAUUACCCCUGGUUUUACCCAAGGUACUCAUUUUUUAUUUAGGCCUGAGUCGACCUGGGAUCCUAUAAACAUUUUAAAAAUGUCUAGUUGUUCUUGCCGGCGCGCGGUCGGAUUUGAACUCCAUACCACCGGCACGCGAGCCAAGCACACUACCGCUUAGCUACGCCGGCCCUACAUAAUAUAAUAAUUAUUAGUAAAUAUACCUUGUAUAUUUAUCUAUUAACCGUAUUAUUUAUAUUAGUUCAGGUUAGGAGUUGUCAGGAACUAGUCCCUAACCACUCUGCGAACGCACAUUAUAAAUGGUGUUGUUAAAAGUUUGAUAACCCCUGGUCUUAGCUUUUGUAAUAAUUUUUUAAGAUAUUAUUAGAUGUAACUUAUUAGAUAUAAUAGUUUACUCCUAAAUGUUCUAUUAAUUAUAUAAUUUAAUUAAUCGUAUGAAAAUUAUAAUGUAUUGACUCAUUUUUGUUAUGGAUGCAUUUUCUCGAAAAAUAAUUCGGAAAAUUUUAUCACUAGUUCGAUCUUUUUAUCAUCAGCACUUUCUAGUAAUUUUCAUAUUAUUUUUUUUUUCAGUGACGGAGAAACAUAAUCAUAAUCACAACUAAUGUGAAUAAUGACACAUAGUACGUUCUUUAAUGGUAAAAUAUUGCAAAACCUCUAAAUUUUAAAGAACCGCUUGGAUUGACAUGCAAUUUGGCAUACACAUAGCUAAUAAGUCAAAGAAAAAAGUGAUAUUGUGCUGAUGGGUGCUUUUGCCCUGGGGGUGAUUUUCACCCCUUCUCGGGGGUGAAAAAAUAUGUGUCCAAAAUAUAUUCGGCAUUCGAUAAACUGACUAAUUCUAAGCAACUUUUGUUCUAUAGAGUUUUUUCACCAAGUCAAUACUUUUCGAGUUAUUUGCGAGUGAAUUUGUUAAUUUUUAACCAAAAUAACCACGUUUUUAGACGGUUUUUCGCAAAUAACUCAAAAAGUAAGUAUUUUGUCGAAAAAAAAAAUUCUUAAUAAAAAUAUAGUUUAUAAAAAAAUGAAAAAAAUGGUGCAUAUACUAAGUCUGUAGACCCAGUACAAGCAAAGUUGUAGCUAAUGAAAUUGUAGGUUCUUAUUCGUCAAAUUCCAAAUCGAAUAUUUCAUCGAGAAAUUACCAAAAAACUGAACACUUCUCGGGGAACACUCAUUUCAACUUUUUUAACGUGUUUAAAAAAGGUUUAUAUUUGUUUUUAGAAAAAAACCUCUAACGUUAAAAGUAAGUGAGUCAUGCUCAAAAUAUUGUUUUUGCCUUUUAUUUUUUGGUAAAAAGAAUCCCGAAAAGCACCCCCUAAUUUGCAUAUCAAAUAAAAUUAAUCGUAACCGUUUCACAGGUUACUUUGCUUAUUUAUUCUUUAUACGAUCUGUAAGUCUCAGCGGUUCAAAGUGCUUAUUUUUGAAAAGGCUUAAGUUAAAUGACUUGAACGAGUCACUAAUCCCGAGUGUAUGCAAAUUAUGAACAGCCAUAGCAUAACCGAUUUUUGUCUAACAGGAAAACAAAAAGUCCAAAAUAUUCAGAAAAGCAAAACGUACAUUUUAUUACUUUUUGAGAUUUUUGGUAUUACUAAUAAUUUUUAAGAUUUUAAAAAAGAGCAUUUUUUCAAAAUAAAAAUUUUUAAAAAUUUUAUUUUAAAACCAUUUUUUUUUCAAAAUAAGCACGUUGAAUCGAUGAAACUUGCAGACCAUAUAGACAUAACAUAAAUAAAGCAACAUGUGAAGCGGUAAGGAUUAAUUCUAUUUAAGUUUUUAAUUAGGGGGUGAUUUUCCCGAUUUUUUUAUGCCAAAUCAAAACUGACCAACUGUAUUUUGAGCGUAACUUGCUCACAUUUGAUGCUAGAAUAUUUUUUAUAAAAAUAGACAUAAAGCUUUUUAGACUUUUUGAAAAAGUUGUAAUGAGUUUUUUCCAAAAAGUGCUUAAUUUUUUGGUUAUUUCACGUUGAAAUAUAUUUAUUUGAAGUUUGGCGAAUAUGAACCUAUUUUUUUAGCUAUAACUCUGCUUCUACUAGGUCUGGAGACUUCAUGUAUACACCAUUUUUUUCACUUUUUUACAAGCUAUACUUUUGCUAACAAUAGUUUUUUCGAUAAAAUACUUACUUUUUGAAUUAUUGUGUUUGUUUUGCUGAAAAAUGAACAUAUUCACCCGCAAAUAACUCGAAAAGUAUUGACUUAGUGAAAAAACUUAAUGGAAUAAAAGUUGCUUAGAAUUAGGAAUUUUAUCGAAUUUUGGACUUAUUUUGAACGUAUGUUUUUCACCCCCGAGAAGGGGUGAAACUCACCCCCAGGGCAAAAGCACACAUCUUCACAAUAUCACUUUUUUUCUUUGACAUGUUGGCUAUGCGUAUGCCAAAUUUUAUAUCAAUCCAAACGGUUCUCUAAAAUUUGAAGCAAAAACCGUCAAAUAAUGUACUAAUAAUCCUUGUAAGGCAUUUGCCAAAACAGGAAUCAAACAGGAGAUGAAUCUCAGUAAUGAUCACAUUUUUUAUUUUGAUUUCAUGUACUGAUGCUAAUCUGGGGUUUGUGCUUCUACAUUUUUCAAUAAUUGUAAUUUUGUAUUUAAACUAAAGCCGCGUACACACUUGAGCCUUCGCCUCAAUCAGCAUGUCAUCCCAAAGGAGAGGAAGGCAUUCUCCCGCACGGCCACACCCAGCAGGGUCAUAGCUGGAGGUAGGUGUCCCAAAUCCGAACACGAAAUCCAGUCUGCACUAUUAAGCUAUGGUGAACUGAAACCGAAAACUUCUAGUUGCCAGUUUUUCCAACAUUUAUAUACAGGAAACCACAAAAAAGAAAUAAUAGAAAAGUGAUGGUGAUAGAGGUACAGAGAAAGGAAUAAUCAAAUAUUACCAACUAUUGGGCACGAAAACUUCAGCAACUUUACUCAAAUGUCUCGAGUGACUUUUGGCUUUCUCCUCAUAGUCCAAGUAAUGAAGCUUAAAAAAGGACAAAACCUCGCAAUUUUUACAGAAUGGAUCGAUUUGCUUGAAAAUUUGAGAAUAAGUAGUGGAUAAUCCAAGGAUCAAAAUAUAUUUCAUGCUGAAAGGCGCUUUUACCAUGGGGGUGGUUGUCACCUCAUCUCGGGGGUGAACAUUUUUUAUUAUAAUUUAAUCACAAAAGUUGGUAAAAACGUUUAUUCUAAGCAAAAAACGUUCUAUACAUUUUUUUUUGAUAAAAUUGAUAGUUUUCAAUUUAUUCGCUAUCAAAAGUGUUAGUUUUGUAUCGAAAAAAUCAAUGUUUUUAUUAAGUUUUCUGCUAAUAACUCCAAAAGUUUUCGUUUUAUCAAAACAACUUUACUUAACAAAAAUGUACCUUUUGAAAAAGUAAAUAAAACCGUUUUUGUAAAUUUUCUUUAAGACCAAUAGUAAUCGAGCUAUACUUUAUUAUAUGUUGGCUCUUCUUCGUCAAAUGCUAAAUAUUGUAGUUUCGAAGUCAAAAGACGGGAAAACUAUGCAUUUUUCGAGGACAACUUGUUCUAACUAAUUUAAAGUAUUUAAAAAUAUCUAUCUACAAAAAUAAAAAAAAAUCUCUAGCUCAAAAAUUAAGUGACUUAUAAUGAAAAGAAUAUCUUCAUUAUCUUCUAUUUUUCAGCGAAAAAGAGUUCGGAUGCAACCCCUAAUAACCACCCUAAUUAAAAUUAGUCAUUGACCUUAUUUGGUCUUUUUUAUUUAUGUAUUAUUAAUAGGUUCUAGAAGUUUGACAGGCUUAGAAUGAUUAGUUUAAAAAAAUGGAGUUAAAAGCGAAUAAUGAAUUUUUGUAGUUUGGAAAAAAUGGCGUUUUCUUUAGAAUAGCGAGAUUAGCAUCAGAGAUACGAAAAAAUUAUUAAAUAUGAAAUUGUAGCUCAUUUAGUUCACAAGAACCUGGUUUGCAAAAAUAUUUUCUACGGCAAAAAUUUAGUGAGUGAGCUAUUGAUAAUUAAAACUUGUAAUAACAUGCAAAAGCCACCUUUACCAACCCUUUCAAAGUCACCUCUUUUUGCGACUGAGAAUUUUAAAAAGAUUUAUUAUUAACAGGCUUAUAGAUCUUGUAAAAACCUACAAAAUUAUUUUUUACUAAACUUUCUAAAGUAAAAAAUAAAAAAGUUACGGUUGAAAAAUAAAUAUAUUUUUUUGAAAAACAUAAAGGGGGAAUCCAAUUGGAAGCAUAAUAAUGUACGUUAGUGGCGGUUUUAGUCAUUGGAAUUAUUCAUUCUUAUUAAUUUAUAUAUUAUUAAUAGGUUCUAGAAGUUUGACUCUGGCUUAGAAAGAUUAGUUUUUAAGAAACUGGAGUUAAAAGCGAAUAAAUAAUUUUUGUGGUUUAGUAAAAAUGCCAUUUCCUUCAGAAUAGAAGGAUUAGCAUCAGAGAUACGAAAAAAUGUUUCGAAAUAAAAUUGUAGGUUAUUUAAUUCCCAAGAACUUGAUUUGAAAAAAUUUUUUCUACGGCAAAAAUUGAGUGAAUCGUAAAUGAGUAUAUCGAAAAACAUUGAUUUUGUCGAUAUAAAACUAACACUUUCGAUAGUGAAUAAAUCGAAAACAAUUAAUUAAAAAAAAUGUAUAGAACAUUAUUUGCUUAUAAUGAAUGUUUUUAUCAACUUUUGCUGUCAAAAUAUAAUAUGAAAUUUCCACCCCCGAGAUGGGGUGGCAACCACCCCCAUGGUAAAAGCGCCUUUCGGCAUCAUAUAGAUUUUGAUCCUUGGACUAUCCACUACUUAUUCUCAAAUUUUCAAGCAAAUCGAUCUAUUCUGUAAAAAUUCCGAGGUGGAAAGCUUCGGUUCCUGGCCUAUCAAUCAUAUUGAAGCUAAAAUAUAGAAAGAACACUGUAAAAAUAAAGUGUUCGCGAAGUUUGCUGGUUCGAUGGAAGUUUUCUUUUCUUUUACACAACCGUACACAGCUUUUGACGUACUCCUUGCUUCCGAAGGACCAGCUGGGGAAUCCAGCACCUGAAAGGGUUUGCUUUUGACAAGGUGAAAAUUAAAUUGGUAAAUCAAUCUUGGUGGAGGAAUAGCUUCCCCUCUUCUAUGGAUCCGCCCUUGCUUUAUUUACUGUUUCAGGGAUAAAUGUAUUCAAAAUAUUAUACUGUUAAAUUAGACAUAUAUCUUGAGGAAUUUUAUUAUAAGUAUAAAAUGUAAUUAAAAAUAAAACUAAUAGAACAUUUAGUUUACAUGCUGUUUUUUAUACAUAUAAUAAUACGUAUAAUAAAUUUUGUACCUGAUUAGAUAGUAUAGUUUUAGACAUAUUGUAAUCUGUGUUAAUUUAUAAAAAUAUUUAAAUAUCCUAUUCUUUAUAUUAUAGAAUUUUAUUCUAUAUAUCAUAAAAACCAAUGAAUAUGAAUGAAGAUAGUUUUUUAAACCGUCUAAAGAAAAAAUUAGAGAACUAAUAUUCAUAGAUUGUUAUGCUAAUUAUACCAAUAAGUAUUUCUAAAAAUAAUUAUGGACGAUUUUACAGACAGUUAGGUAUAUCAAUCAUAUUUUAAAAAGUUCACUUCUCAAAAUAUUGUACAAAAAUACUUAAUUAUUGAAAAGUACACAAAUAGGCAAAUUAAAAAAAUAUAUAGUUUCCGCAUUUCGCAAUACUUAGAAUUAGUGAAAAAUACACAAAUAGGAAAAUUAAGCAAAAAUAUAGUUUCCGCAUUAUUCUCAUUAUGAAUUUAUUUUAAAUUUCUUUUCUUGAAAAUCACUUAAAUACUUCUUAGAAAGAGCGUUAAAUCUAGCUUUCCCAGGCACCAUUAAUCAGUCUUCUUCUACGUCUAGGAAUACAUUUAGUGUAGGGUUGGUACACUUUUUAUUGAGAGUUUAAAUUUUGGUACUGUUUGCUAUAGCAAGUCCAGGUAAUAUGGGAAUAUUGUAUGUUUAACGAUAUUAUUUUUUGUGAAAUAGUUAUAAAUGUUUAAAUAGUUUGAAAAACAAAUUGAAAUAAAAUUACAUACAUCAUUUUCCCAAUGUGUUUCCAUGGUGGAGAAGUUUGGAACAAAUAGUCUCCAGCUGCCCCAAUGGGGAGAAACAUGGAACUAAUAAUAAAAUUAAUCUUUUUGAUAAAGUUACUUGUGAUAUUCACAAAACAACAUAAAGCAAUUCAUAAACGAAAGAGAAAAGUUUAAUAUAAGAUGCCAGCCUUCUGGUACUCCCUGGCACUUCAUUAGGAUAUGGAGGUUUUGCUACAAUGUAGCAUAUAAGUAUACCUAGAGCUAAUAUCAUCCUGUAUCGUGUAGAAAAAUCCACAAUUUUGCUUGAGGGGCAGUUUGAUACACUGUACCAAUCUGCCCCCGUCUAUUUAAUCUUAUUUGCCGCAAACCAACCCUGGCGUCUAAAAAAUUAAGUCGUCAGUUUACAAUGCAUUCUAUAGUUGUACUUAAAUAAGGCAUUUAAUCUAUAACCGUCUUAGAUUAUUACAUUAAAUCACAAAUAGCAGCAAUUGCUUUCGUGGACGAUAUUACCAUAUGAUGAAAUGUUAAAAAAAUUACUUUUGAAGCCUAAAAUUCUCAAUUGACCAUAAAAUUUUUAAAUGCACUCCUACACAUACAAGAGUUGUGAUGGCUUCAUGUCGACUGACAUAUAUGUGAAAUACCGGAAAUAUUGGAUGGCAUUAAGAAUGUAAAUUCUCACCCUACCCUAUUCUACUCACAUCUCCUAAAUAUAUAAAUAUGGCAUAUUUAGAGUCCAUGCUGCUACUCCAUAUAGUAGUAGGUACUGGAAACAAACAACCAUGUAUCAUUCUAACUCGAAGGUCACUAUUAAUAUCGUGGCUUCAAAUAACUUUUAUAUUUUUACAAGAGUUCCUCGGGUUAGUUUUCUUAACAAUAAGUUUUGAUUCAUACUGAUCACAGGUCUGGUUUAAUCUGUUUAUUAGAUUUUGAUGACCCCCUCUGAAGUUAGCCACUACUCAGGUAUUUUCAGCAUCAGCAUAUCUGUACUACGCAAUUCACUACAAUGUUGUCUCCAUUAAGGCUUCCUUAAAUAUUUCAUACAUUGAUGAUAAUUUUUAAGUCAAACAGAAAUUAUAACAAGAAAUUUAUGACUAUUUUAAUAUGUAAGCAAAACAAUCAGAAAAUUAAAGAUAUAGCUGGUUUUAGAAAAUUUAAUAAAUAUUUUAUUUAGAAUGUAUACUCUGUGUAUUUUUUUAUUGUUGUAAUAUUUACAAUCUGUCCUUAAUUAGGAAAAAUAGGUAAAUUCUUUGACAAAAAUUGAAAAUUUGACCUGUAGAGGGAGAUCCAGUGAUCACCCUCUUUACAUAAAUUAAAUUAAAACAAGUUAAAAGUUUAGUUAUCACAGAUUAUUCGAAUCUUCUUGCUAGGUCCACUACUUUGAAUCUCUUCAGGCGUCGUACAUCAUUGUGGCCAUCAGAGAGGUUGCUGGCUAACUCGUUUGGAUGAGAUUCUAGUCUCUUGGAAUAUUUUUGCAAUAUUCUGUUAUUACUGUUUUUAUGGAUGGCACAUUGUAUUUUAUUAUCUGUGUAUUUAGUUUGAAUUAUUUUUGUAAACUGCCAAUUAACCAUGUUAUUUUGAUUUAUAACAUGAUUUUAGUUGUAUGUAAUAAAACAUUUUAAUUAUAUAUAUACAAGUUGUCCCAAAAGUAGCGGAACGGUCGAAUAUUUCGCAAACUAAACAUCGGAUCGAAAAACUGAAAAACACGUUUUUAAUCAUUUUUAAAAAUCUAUCCAAUAACAUCAAAUACGAUCCCCACAUACUCCCCUUGGAGGUGGGGUGGGGGGCAACUUUAAAAUCUUAAAUGGAAAGCCCCACUUUUUAUUGCAGAUUUGGAUUUCUUAUGUAAAAGUGAGUAACUUUUAUUCAAGACAUUUCUUCGAAUUAUGGAUAGAUGGCGCUAUAAUCGGAAAAAACCAUUUAUCGUGACACCAUAGGUAAAUUAUAGAAACGGUCUAACAUCUCGAAAAAUACACUUCCAAAUGAAAUGCCAAAAAAUAUGUAUUUAAUAUUUUUCAAAAUCCUAUCGAAUACCAUUAAACAUGAUCCUCCACCCAACCCCCUAGAGGUGGGGUGGGGGGUAAGUUUAAAAUCUUAAAUAGGAACCCCCAUUUUUAUUACAGAUUUGGAUUUCUCAUAAAAAAAUAAGUAACAUUUAGUCGAAACAUUUUUUAGAGUUGUUGAUAGAUGGCGCCCUAAUCGGAAGAAUGCGAUUUAUUAGCGCCAUCUAUCAACAAUUCUAAAGAAUGUUUCGAAUAAAUGUUGCUUAGUUUUCCAUGACGAAUUCAAAUCUGCAAUAAAACAUGGAGGUUGCUAUUUAAGAUUUUAAAGUUACCCCCCACCUCAAGUCGUGAGGGUGAGGUGGAAGGUCAUGUUAGCGUUAUUCGAUAGGUUUUUGAAAAAUAUGAAAUACAUAAUUUUUAAUUUUUCAUUUGGAAGUGUAUUUCUUGAGAUAUUAGACCGUUUCUAUAAUUUACCUAUGGUAUCACGAUAAAUGGUUUUUUCCGAUUACAGCGCCAUCUAUCCUUAAUUCGAAAAAAUGUCUCAAAUAACAGUUGCUUACUUUUACAUAAGGAAUCCAAAUCUGAAAUAAAAACUUAAGUUUCCAUUUAAGAUUUCAAAGUUACCCCCCACCCCACCUCUAGUGAAUGGAGUGGGGGAUCGUAUUUGAUGUCAUUGGAUAGAUUUUUAAAAAUUGCUAAAAACGUAUUUUUCAGUUUUUCGAUCCGAUGUUAUUUCGCGAAAUAUUCGACCGUUCCGCUACUUUUGAGACACCCUAUAUAUACUGUAAGUCUAGGGACCAAAUAUAUUACGUACUUCGAUAAUUUGUAAUGCAUAAAAAUAAAAAUUAAAUAAUA
This is a messenger RNA of Diabrotica virgifera virgifera (western corn rootworm), 11356 nucleotides long. Its product is annotated as dual specificity protein phosphatase 21-like. The coding region runs from base 230 to 931 and encodes 233 amino acids. Gene Ontology annotation, biological process: protein dephosphorylation. The record is from RefSeq and is a predicted model, not a curated record. The transcript has 3 exons. Gene Ontology annotation, molecular function: protein tyrosine/serine/threonine phosphatase activity. Gene Ontology annotation, cellular component: cytoplasm. Lineage: Eukaryota; Metazoa; Arthropoda; Insecta; Coleoptera; Chrysomelidae.